CGCAUUAAUUAAGCGAUUAUUUGUCUUGCUCUAAUUAAACUCAGGGCCAGCGUCAAGUUCUGGAAGGAAGACGAGAAUUAUCAAAAUGCGGAACUUCAUUAUCAUCGCGGUUCUGUCAGCUCUGGUAGCUUGCUAUGCCGAUAUUCCAAGUUUGGAGCCGAUGUCCUUAGUAUAUGAUGAGGAUGAUACAUCUAUUGACGGGAAACUUAUGUCCAGUGCAGACGUGAAUUUAAAAAAUACAGCAUGGGUUGUUAUAUCUGAGUGGCAAUGUAACGCUCCAGCAGUGGCAGGCCUAGUGCAGCGUGUUAGGGUGCAUUAUGAUGGCGCACCCAAUCUCACGAUAAACAGACUCAUAGUAACAUACACGGUAACUCCUGCAGCAGUAGAUUGGACUCCUCUAUCAACGAAUGUCAUGACUGUAAUUAUACGAUCUCAUGCUGGGCAACAGGUUAACGCAAAUGUAACCUUGCUUCGAAGAGCGUGAAGAAUUGAUACUGGUUCAUAUGCUAAGUUCUCCACCUUUGCAAUCUGUAUCCCCUUCAGUAUAAUACUGUUAUUAUCAAACAGUACUGAAUAAAUUUAAUGAUUUUGAUAAAAAAAUGACCUCU
Spodoptera litura is the source of this 608-nucleotide messenger RNA. RefSeq lists its product as uncharacterized. The record is from RefSeq and is a predicted model, not a curated record. Lineage: Eukaryota; Metazoa; Arthropoda; Insecta; Lepidoptera; Noctuidae.